Molecule: messenger RNA, 1335 nt
Organism: Dichotomopilus funicola
Lineage: Eukaryota; Fungi; Ascomycota; Sordariomycetes; Sordariales; Chaetomiaceae
Product: PQ loop repeat-domain-containing protein
Exons: 2
Coding region: 1-1335 (444 amino acids)
Cellular component (GO): membrane
Source: RefSeq, a predicted model, not a curated record
AUGGCGCCGCCGACCGGGCCUUUGAACCUCGAUGUCGAGGCCAUCUCGGGAAUCUGCGGCUCCAUAUCCAUCGCCUGCUGGGUCGUUGUUUUCUCCCCCCAAAUCAUCGAAAACUUUCGCCGCCGCAGCGCCGAAGGCCUGUCCAUCCAGUUCGUCGUUGUCUGGUUGCUAGGCGAUGUCUUCAACAUCCUGGGCGCCGUGCUGCAGGGCGUGCUGCCGACCAUGCUCAUCCUGGCUAUCUACUACACCAUCGCCGACAUUGUGCUGAUGGCCCAGUGUUUCUACUACCGCGGAUUCACCCUCCGAGACGAUGUGCCGACCCCGCCAGCGCCAACAACUUCGAAAACGAAGCGGAGCGGGAAUGGGAACGGGAACGGCGUGAACGGGGCCGACGAACGGACCGCGCUUCUCAACGGUAACGGUAACGGUGACACCAAUGGCAACAGCAACGGCGCCAGCCACAGCGCCAACGGCACGCAUGAGCAUGCAGAGCGGUCCCCAUACUACCACAGCAUCAACGAACACGACGAACGCCGGGGCUCCUGGACCCACCUCUCGCCCGCGGUCCCAUUCGUGAGCGGCAGCAGUGCAGAAGACGAAACAGACACAACUUCAUCGCGCCGCCUCACGCCCAGGACAACGUUCGCCCAAGCAGCCGCAUUCAACAGCUUCGCCAUCCUCAUGGUCUGCGCCGCGGGCGUCGCAGGCUGGUGGUUGAGCCGACGGUACAACGGCGAUAACGACCAUAAGAAGAAGCACGGCCAACAACAAGACCCGCUCGAGUUCAACACGCUCGGCCAGGUCUUCGGCUGGCUCUGCGCCGUGUUCUACCUCGGCUCGCGGCUGCCGCAGCUGCUGCUCAAUUGGCGGCGCAAGUCGACUGAGGGCGUGUCGGUGCUGUUCUUUUUGUUUGCCUGCCUCGGUAAUUUGACGUAUGUCCUCUCCAUCCUGGCGUAUGAGCCGGACUGCGGGCGAGGCGGGAAGGGCGGACAUGGGGGGCACGGUGGGCACAGCGGGCACGGCAAAGACGGAUGCCAGCCCGGCGAGGCGGGCCAGAUAUUCUGGCAGUACCUCCUGGUUAAUCUGUCGUGGUUGGCGGGCAGCGCGGGCACGCUGCUGUUGGAUAUGAGCAUUUUUGUGCAGUUUUUUGUGUACAGCAAAGGGGAGGAAGAAGAAGAGGAUGAAGAGAGUGCUAGUAGCAGCAGCAGUGAUGAAGAAGAAGGGUUGAAUGGGGUUGUAACCCGGGGAUUGGAAGAGGGGGAAGACGAAGAACAUGGGGCAGAGGAGAGGUGGGACCCGCGGCCGUUGUUACAGCGGAAUCACACGGGGUAUUAA